Saccharomyces kudriavzevii IFO 1802 is the source of this 4686-nucleotide messenger RNA. RefSeq names its product ATP-binding cassette bilirubin transporter BPT1 (gene BPT1). The transcript has a single exon. The record is from RefSeq and is a predicted model, not a curated record. The coding region runs from base 1 to 4686 and encodes 1561 amino acids. Gene Ontology annotation, biological process: transmembrane transport. Gene Ontology annotation, molecular function: ATP binding; ABC-type transporter activity; bilirubin transmembrane transporter activity. NCBI's taxonomy places the organism in Eukaryota, Fungi, Ascomycota, Saccharomycetes, Saccharomycetales, Saccharomycetaceae. Gene Ontology annotation, cellular component: membrane.
AUGUCUUCUCUAAAAGUGCUGGAUGGGUGCCCCUAUGGGUAUCGACCAUAUCCGGACAGUACCACUAAUGCAUUAAAUCCGUGUUUCUUAUCCGUGCUGUCAGCAUGGCAAGCCGUGUUCUUCAUACUGGUAGGGGCCUAUCAAUUGUGGAAACUUUACAUGAAUGAAAAUGUUCCACUCAGGCUUAAGAAAUUUCCCAUACUUCCAAGUAAAAUCAGUAGCCAACAUAUAACGCAUUUGAUCAACGUUGGCUUCCAAUCCACUCUUAUACUUUGUCAAAUAGCCUUAGUGUCUCAACUAGGCGAUGGGAUAUAUCCACCUAUAUUGAAGAGGGCUUUAUACUUAAAUCUUCUUUUCAAUUUAGGUAUUUCUCUCCCUACUCAAUAUUUAGUGUACUUUAAAAGUACAUAUUCUAUGGGCAGCCAGCUUUUCUAUUAUAUGUUGCAAAUUUUCCUGCAAAUUUUCCUAGUAUUGCAAAGAUAUUACCAUGGCUCUAGUGAUCGAAGCCUCACCUUAAUUAAUGGACAAGCAGCUAUGGUUUUGGAACUCCUCCUUCUCUUCAGUUCCAUGUCAAUUUUCAUUUAUGAUCUCUGUUUUUUCGAACCAAUUAAAGAACUAACUGAAUAUUACAAGGAGAAUGGUUGGUAUCCACCCGUCCAUAUAUUAUCUUAUAUCACGUUUAUCUGGAUGAAUAAGUUGAUUGUGGAAACUUACCGUGAUAAGAAAAUCAAAAAUCCCAACCAGUUGCCUCUACCGCCGGUGAAUUUGAAUAUUAAGUCAAUAGGCAAGGAGUUCAAAGGUAAUUGGGAAUUGGAGAAAUGGCUGAAUAGGAACUCUCUUUGGAGGGCUAUUUGGAAGUCAUUUGGUAAGACUAUUGCCAUAGCUAUGCUGUACGAAACCACAUCUGACCUACUUUCUGUGGUACAGCCUCAAUUCUUGCGGAUAUUCAUAGAUGGCUUUAACCCAGAGGCGCCCUCUAAGUACCCCUCUUUGAACGGUGUAUUUAUUGCUCUUACUCUUUUCGUCGUCAGUGUGGUUUCUGUGUUCCUUACGAAUCAAUUUUAUAUUGGGAUUUUUGAGGCUGGUUUGGGGAUAAGAGGUUCCUUAGCUUCUCUAGUAUACCAAAAAUCUUUAAGAUUGACACUAGCUGAGCGUAAUAAUAGGUCAGCCGGUGACGUUUUAAAUCUGAUGUCCGUGGACGUAUUAAGAAUUCAGAGGUUUUUUGAAAAUGCCCAAACCAUUAUUGGUGCCCCUAUUCAAAUUAUUGUUGUUUUAAUGUCCCUUUAUUGGUUGUUAGGAAAGGCUGUUAUCGGUGGUUUGAUUACUAUGGCUAUUAUGAUGCCCAUCAACGCUUACUUAUCAAGAAAGGUAAAAAAACUAUCAAAGACUCAGAUGAAGUACAAGGACUUGAGGAUUAAGACAAUAACAGAAAUUUUAAAUGCUAUAAAAUCUAUUAAGUUGUACGCUUGGGAGGAACCUAUGAUGGAGAGAUUAAACCAUGUUCGUAAUGACAUGGAAUUGCAGAAUUUUAGGAAAAUUGGUAUUGUGAGUAACCUGAUAUAUUUUGCCUGGAAUUGUGUGCCCUUAAUGGUAACUUGCUCCACCUUUGGGUUAUUUUCUUUAUUUAGUGACACGCCAUUAUCUCCUGCUAUUGUUUUCCCUUCAUUAUCUUUAUUCAAUAUUUUGAACAGUGCCAUCUACUCCGUUCCGUCGAUGAUAAACACGAUUAUAGAGACAAGCGUUUCCAUGGAAAGACUGAAGUCAUUUCUACUUAGUGACGAAAUUGACGAUUCGUUUAUUGAACGUAUUGAUCCUUCAAUGAGUGAAAGAACGCUGCCUGUAAUAGAGAUGAAUAAUAUAACUUUUCUAUGGAAAUCAAAGGAGGCGUUGGCAUCUGGCCAAUUUGAGGGUAAUUCAAAUGCAGAUGAAGAAUCUAUUAUUGGGUCUUCCCAAAUUGCAUUGAAGAAUAUUGAUCAUUUUGAGGCAAAAAGAGGUGAUUUAGUUUGUGUUGUCGGUCGUGUAGGUGCUGGUAAAUCAACGUUUUUGAAGGGAAUUCUUGGCCAGCUCCCUUGCAUGAGUGGUUCUAAGGGGUCGAUACCACCCAAACUAAUUAUUAGAGCAUCUUCUUUAGCGUACUGCUCACAAGAAUCCUGGAUUAUGAAUUCCUCAGUAAGGGAAAAUAUUCUAUUUGGUCACAAGUUUGAUAAGGCUUACUAUGACCUUACGAUCAAGGCAUGUCAAUUGCUACCUGACUUGAAAAUCUUACCAGAUGGUGAUGAAACUUUGGUGGGUGAGAAGGGCAUUUCUCUAUCAGGCGGACAGAAGGCUCGUCUUUCGUUGGCCAGAGCUGUGUAUUCGAGAGCCGAUAUCUAUUUGCUGGAUGAUGUCCUAUCUGCUGUUGAUGCAGAGGUUAGUAAAAAUAUUGUUGAAUAUGUCUUGAUAGGGAAGGCUGCUUUAUUAAAAAAUAAAACUAUCAUUUUAGCCACUAAUACCGUACCAAUUCUAAAACAUUCACAGAUGAUAUACGCCCUCGAGAAUGGCGAAAUCAUCGAGCAAGGGAAUUAUGAGGGUGUGAUGAACCGUGAGAAUACCAAUUCAAAGUUGAAGAAGCUGUUAGAAGAAUUUGACUCUCCCAUUGAUAACGGAAGUAAAAGUGACAUUCAAACUGAACACCGAUCCGAAAGUGACAUGGAUGAGCCCUUACAGCUUAAAGUCGUUGAAUCCGAAACCGAAGACGAGAUUGCUACUGAAGGUGAAUUAGAACUUAUUAAAGCCAACUCUAGAAGAGCUUCCUUAGCUACAUUGAGACCUAGGCCCUUCGUAGGAGUACAAUUUGAUUCUGCAAAGAAGACAGCACAAGAAGCUGAGAAGACCGAGGUUGGUAGAGUCAAGUCCAAAGUCUAUCUUGCAUAUAUUAAAGCAUGUGGUGUUUUGGGCGUUGUUUUGUUUUUUUUGUUUAUGAUAUUAACAAGAGUUUUCGACUUGGCAGAGAAUUUCUGGCUAAAGUAUUGGUCGGAAUCCAAUGAAAAAAAUGGUUCAAAUGAAAGAGUUUGGAUGUUUGUAGGUGUUUAUUCCUUAAUUGGGGUUGGAUCGGCCGCAUUCAAUAAUCUGAGAAGCAUCGUGAUGUUACUCUAUUGUUCUAUCAGGGGCUCUAAGAAGCUGCACGAAAACAUGGCAAAAUCCGUCAUCAGAAGCCCUAUGGUCUUUUUUGAGACCACCCCAGUUGGGAGGAUCAUAAACAGAUUUUCAUCUGACAUGGAUGCCGUUGAUAGCAGUCUGCAAUACAUUUUCUCAUUCUUUUUCAAAUCAAUACUUACCUAUUUGGUUACCGUUAUAUUAGUUGGGUACAAUAUGCCGUGGUUUUUUGUGUUCAAUAUGUUCUUGUUGGUAAUCUACAUUUACUAUCAAACAUUUUACAUUGUGCUAUCCAGGGAAUUGAAAAGGUUGAUCAGUAUAUCUUACUCACCUAUUAUGUCAUUAAUGAGUGAAAGUUUGAACGGUUAUUCUAUCAUUGACGCGUACGACCAUUUUGAAAGAUUCAUCUAUCUCAAUUACGAGAAAAUCCAAUAUAAUAUCGAUUUUGUCUUCAAUUUUAGAUCUACGAACAGAUGGCUCUCCGUCAGAUUACAAACCAUUGGUGCCACGAUUGUUUUGGCUACUGCAAUGCUGGCAUUAACAACAAUGAAUACCAAAAAGCAACUAAGUUCGGGUAUGGUUGGUCUGUUGAUGAGCUACUCAUUAGAGGUCACAGGUUCGUUAACUUGGAUUGUAAGAACAACUGUGAUGAUCGAAACUAAUAUUGUUUCAGUGGAAAGAAUUGUUGAGUAUUGUGAAUUACCAUCUGAAGCUCGAUCCAUUAAUCCUGAAAAUAGACCAGAUGAAAGCUGGCCAUCAAAGGGUAGUAUCGAAUUUAAAAACUACUCCACGAAAUACAGAGAAAAUUUGGACCCAGUGCUUAAGGACAUCAAUGUGAGGAUUAAGCCGUGUGAAAAAAUUGGUAUUGUUGGACGAACGGGUGCAGGAAAAUCUACAUUGAGCUUAGCUUUAUUUAGAAUUCUAGAACCUACUGAAGGUUCAAUUGUCAUUGACGAUAUUAACAUAUCCGAUUUGGGCUUGUUUGAUUUGAGAAGCCAUUUAGCUAUUAUUCCUCAGGAUGCACAGGCAUUUGAAGGUACCGUAAGGACCAAUUUGGAUCCUUUCAACCGUUACUCAGAAGGCGAGCUAAAGAAGGCCGUUGACCUGGCGCAUUUAGGUCCUCACUUGGAGAAAAUGCUUGAUAACGAAAUAAGAGGUGCUGAUGGUGCUGCUGAAGAGAAUGGCAACGUUUCAGAUGUUCUAAAUGUUAAGAUUAAUGAGAAUGGUACUAACUUGUCAGUAGGUCAAAGACAAUUACUAUGCUUAGCGAGGGCGCUCCUGAACCGCUCCAAGAUAUUGGUUCUUGAUGAGGCUACAGCUUCAGUAGAUAUGGAAACGGACAAGAUCAUUCAAGAUACAAUCAGAAGAGAAUUCAAAGAUCGUACGAUCUUAACAAUUGCACAUCGUAUCGAUACUGUGUUAGACAGCGAUAAAAUUAUUGUUCUUGAUGAGGGCACUGUGAAAGAAUUCGACUCACCCUCAAAAUUACUAUCUGACAAAGCGUCUAUUUUUUACAGUCUUUGUGAGAAAGGGGGGUAUUUGAAACAAUAA